ACCUUUAUAAAUUUCAUAUACUCUUUGGUCUCUGUGGUUGCUAAAGUAUAAUAUUGUGCCUUGCUUGUUGUUUAGUUUUUAUACCUAUUAUCCUAUGAGUUUUUGUUAUUGGUGUUAACUUGGAUUUGGAUGACACAAAUAGACUGAAUUUGUUGUGUGACAUAUUGUGGACAUAGUAAUCUGAUUGAUUGUUAUUGUUUUGUAUACACAAAGAUUAACUAAGCUAAUGUUUUUUAGCCCUAAAAUUAAGAAUGGGCUUUGAAAUCAAAAGGUUUCAAGGUGACGUUGACGAAGAACUAAUUUGCCCCAUUUGUUCAGGAGUUUUAGAGGAUCCCUUACAGGCUCCAACUUGUGAGCAUGCAUUUUGCCGUGCAUGCAUAACAGAGUGGAUCAGUCGUCAACCGACUUGUCCAGUGGACCGGCAGGCGGUGACCGCGUGUCAGCUGAGACCUGUUCCAAGAAUACUGCGUAACUUACUUUCGAGAUUAUGUACAAGCUGUGAUAAUGCACCUCAUGGUUGUAAUGCUGUGUUAAAACUUGAUUCUCUGGCUUCACAUUUAGUUGAAUGUGAAUAUAAUCCUAAGAGGCCAAUGUCAUGCGAAGCGGGCUGUGGUCUGGUAAUACCAAAGGAUGAACUUGCAGAACACAAUUGUGUCCGUGAAUUACGAGCCUUGAUUGCGACACAACAGGGCAAGCUUACUGAUUUUCAACAAGAACUAGCGGAACAGAGACUUGUUAUAAAUGAACACAAGCGUGAAUUGGCUCUUCUUAAAGAGUUCAUGCGAGCAAUGCGUGUAUCGAAUCCUACAAUGAGAGCGCUCGCCGACCAGAUGGAAAGAGAGGAGGUGGUCCGUUGGGCAAACUCACUGGCUCGGGCGCGAGUAACGCGCUGGGGCGGUAUGAUCUCCACGCCCGAUGACGCCCUGCAGGUGAUGAUGAUCAAGCGAAGUUUGUCGGAGUCAGGCUGUCCUCCGCACAUUAUCGACGACCUUAUGGAAAACUGCCAUGAGAGACGGUGGCCCCCCGGCCUAUGUUCCUUAGAAACAAGACAAAAUAAUAGAAGAUUAUAUGAAAAAUAUGUAUGUAAAAGAGUGCCAGGAAAGCAAGCUGUUCUUGUCCUUCAAUGUGACAAUACCCACGUCGACGAACACAUGAUGGUGGAGCCCGGCCUUGUAAUGAUAUUUGCUCAUGGUAUUGAGUAAAAAAAACAGUUUUGGUUAAUAUAAGAUUUACAAAGAAAUUUAAAAUAUGGGCAACCAAAAAUAAUAUUUUAAAAAAAAAUCGAUCAAUAAGUAUUUUUCAAAU
This is a messenger RNA of Melitaea cinxia (Glanville fritillary), 1305 nucleotides long. RefSeq names its product E3 ubiquitin-protein ligase NRDP1 (gene elgi). Gene Ontology annotation, cellular component: plasma membrane signaling receptor complex. Lineage: Eukaryota; Metazoa; Arthropoda; Insecta; Lepidoptera; Nymphalidae. Gene Ontology annotation, biological process: regulation of canonical NF-kappaB signal transduction; positive regulation of JNK cascade; tumor necrosis factor-mediated signaling pathway. The record is from RefSeq and is a predicted model, not a curated record. The transcript is spliced from 7 exons. Gene Ontology annotation, molecular function: metal ion binding; ubiquitin protein ligase activity. The coding region runs from base 252 to 1202 and encodes 316 amino acids.